AUGUUAGAAAGACACGGCCAUCUUCCUGGUUACACAGGCCAUAUCCCUAAAAAUCAGCAAAUCGAAGAACCUCCCCAGCCACAGCCUAGAAGGCCCCAGCUUCCAAAUUACAUGGGUUUUAUCCCUGGUGCCAAGUCAGAAAAUCUUUUUGGUAAAACCUAUGGCAAAAUAACUGAAAUGUCUGCCUUAGGGACUUAUAACAAAGGCCGUGAUAUCCCAGUUGAAGACAAAUUUAAAACAAUUACCCAAGAAAACUACGUAAACCAGCUAAGAGUUUACGUUCCGUUUUUACAUCCAAAAGAAUAUCCUUUGCCACCUGAGGAUCCAAUCAAUCAAAUUCCUUAUGAAACUCUAUCAAAGUUUUAUGGGGUAAAGCCAACAGGAAACUUAGAUGACAUGGGAAGAUCAAUUUCAAAUUAUUAUGAAAGAGAUGAAGGAGAAGUGGAAGAAACCAAUAAACAAGAUGUAUUUGCUGCAACAAGAAAUUUCUUUGGAGAUGAAGAACGCUAUGAUGGGCCUGCAGAAUUAAAGUUGAGCUAUGAAGAAGCUAGGAAGAUUGCGUCAGGACAGAAGAAUGAUAAAGCUUAG
Molecule: messenger RNA, 588 nt
Organism: Blepharisma stoltei
Lineage: Eukaryota; Ciliophora; Heterotrichea; Heterotrichida; Blepharismidae
Source: the annotation of a GenBank genome assembly